Molecule: messenger RNA, 753 nt
Organism: Aspergillus udagawae
Lineage: Eukaryota; Fungi; Ascomycota; Eurotiomycetes; Eurotiales; Aspergillaceae
Exons: 2
Coding region: 1-753 (250 amino acids)
Source: RefSeq, a predicted model, not a curated record
AUGGAAAGUGGGACUAUAUCAGAGGUACUUGGUAAACUCCGUGAACUUACGGCUGCCAUACAAGAUGCUGGUGACGAUAAACUCGCCGAAAUACUACGCAAAAUCGCCAACUCGCGCGGCCGAAUCGCAUCAUGCCGUGAAUUGAUUUUAAGAGCUCCUGAUCCAGACUUGGAUCCUGAAAAAUGGUUCACAUACUGGGAAUCGAAGUCAGGCGACAAGUUAUCAGACAAUCAAGUGAUACGGCUUGCAGCACUCACAAAAAGUUGGAGCCGUCGAACCGAAGAGGAUACUGAAACAUUAAAAUAUUGGAUUUCGAACCCAUCAGCAUUCUGGGGUAUGGAUCCAUUCCGUACACCAUUCGAAUUCGUGCAACAUUGGCUCGCAGAAAGGCCUAAAGCAAACAACGCAAAGGAGAGUAACGGAAAAAAGGCGGACGGCAAAGAACCUAUACGACGCAGAGUUACCCUCAUCAUUUUGUAUGAUAUCAUCCGCGAGGAAGUGUCACGGUUAAGAAUCCAACCGAAUCAGCUGCGGCAGCACCAAACGUACCUCAAUAGCGCCGUCAGCAAUGUUGUGGCGAAGGCGUACCGCUCUCAAAAUGCGUCGGAGCAAACUAAGCUACAUACCAGACUCGCCUGUCUACAACGGUACGGAGAGAAAUGGUCACGACUCAGGCACAGAGAGAUGGUACUAGUCCCUCUUGAUGAUUGUACAACUAAGUCAGUGACUGCUCAUAUACUGCUCAAUCGCUAG